Messenger RNA from Naegleria lovaniensis, 1161 nucleotides. RefSeq lists its product as uncharacterized. The record is from RefSeq and is a predicted model, not a curated record. The transcript has 4 exons. Bases 1 to 1161 code for a protein of 386 amino acids. NCBI's taxonomy places the organism in Eukaryota, Heterolobosea, Eutetramitea, Acrasida, Naegleriidae.
AUGAAAUCCAAUCGUGCGUUAACCGUUGUUGCGGUUAUUGUGGUCUGCUUGCUGUCUUUGACCACAAGCCUUGUGUUAUCUGCAAGAACCAAAUCGCUCAGUAGAAAUACAUCCAAAGUUUGUUUGCGUUACACUUCUUCGGAUACCAUUGCUUCGUUGGGAGGAACUUUUUUAGGAUUUACAAUUCGACCAUUGCCAAAGAUUUGUCCGGGACCUACUGGAACAUGUGAUCUUUAUAUUACUCCAGUGAGUUGUUUGGGUUGGAAUGGUCCUUUGGGUGGCUAUGGACCAUUGGCAAGUUUAGGUCCAUUGAGCCAUGAAAUUCCAUCUCCAAACAAUUCAUGGGAAAUUCUUCGUAAAUUUGUGCAACAGUUAUUGGGAUCUGACAAUUCAGAUGCUAUUCGUUUCUUUAUGAUUAAUAAUGUUCAAAAUCCACUUUCUGCUGCAGGUCCUCUUGGAGAUUCUUAUUUCACAGUCAUGCCAACGAUUAAUGAUUUUACCAAACACAUGCAAGGUUUGGGAGUGUGGAGUAUUCUUGGUCCAAUUGGUCCAUUGGGUGCUUUGGGUCCAUUAGGUCCAUUAGGUCCAAUGGGAAUUCACAACUAUCAGAGAAAUUCUGAUGGAGAUUAUAUUGAUGCUAAUGGAAAAAUUCAAACCACUUUAAAUGUUAAAUGGGAUGAAAAAACAAGUAUUCAAUGGCCAUUAUUUGAAGAUUAUACACGAGAUAGAGCCAUUCAACUUGGUAAACAAGGAAAAUUAGAUUCUAGCUUUAUGGUUUCUGCUGUUGGAUCAUUGACUCCUGAUGUCUAUACCAUUACUGUUACUGAACCUCAAUAUGUGACUGUUUUGACAGCUCCAUCCAUCUAUGCCAAGAACUUUUUAAUGACUGUGAAAGAAAAGAAGUCAAAGCAAAUCAUUGCUAAAACUGGUAGUUCUGUAUAUUUUACACCUUGGCUUCAAUUCUUUGUAGAACCAUCGAGUUUGGCAAAUGGUCCAUUGCAAUUUGAAAUUAGUGUUGCUGUUGAUCCAUUGGAUUGUGGAUUGGCAUCUGUUUUUGAAUGUUUUAUGGAAUAUUAUUUGUAUGUGGUUGGAAGUACCAAACAAAUGUUGAGAAAACCAUCCAUUGCAUAUAGUGGACCAUACAUCAACAAGUCAUGUUAA